AUGAGUUGGUUGACGGUGGUGCCCAUCGUUACCGCGAUAAACUAUGUGUGUGGUCUCUUGGCGAUUGCUUCUUUCUGCUGUAUUGAUAUAUAUGGCCAGGAUGAAGAGGAUGAUGAGUUAUCUCCAUCUCCAAUAAGCGAAGUAAGCGAAACGCCAUUAUCGUCCAUCAUCUAUGGCUCCUGCAGGGAGUGGGAGGGUGAUGAAUGUACUGUUUGCUUGGAAGGAUUUCUGCAAGGCCAAUGCUGCCGCCUUCUGCCUAACUGUCAACAUCUAUUCCAUGCCAAAUGCAUCGACGUCUGGUUUUUGAAGGCGUCGACCUCCCCCAUUUGUCGUACUGAAGUUGCCCUCAAGGUUUCCAAUAAUGGGUCUUCUGCUAAUUAG
Nelumbo nucifera (sacred lotus) is the source of this 381-nucleotide messenger RNA. RefSeq names its product RING-H2 finger protein ATL14-like. The record is from RefSeq and is a predicted model, not a curated record. NCBI's taxonomy places the organism in Eukaryota, Viridiplantae, Streptophyta, Magnoliopsida, Proteales, Nelumbonaceae.